AUGAUGAAGCCUUAUCCCAGAGCACAAAUAUUGCACGAUGAAAAGAAAAGAAAGUUCAACUUCUGCCUCAGCAAAGCCAGAAGAACUUCUGAAAACGCUUUUGGUAUCAUGAGCACCAUUUUCAGAAUUUUUUUUAUUCCAAUAAAUUUGAAAACUGAAACUGAAACUGACUCGAUUAUUGUGGUGUGCUGCAACAUGCUGAGGGAUGAUUAUUUAUCAUUGAAUCCUACAAAAGUAGAUAUAACGCCAAAUCUGGAGGGCUUCCCAACCCAAAACCUUAUCAAUCUAGCAGGUACAGGUGGUUUUGCGGGGGCUGAAGGAUUUGAAGUGAGGAGGUAGCUCACUAAUUACUUCAGUCCGCAGUGAUGCAUUCCCUCACAUUAAAAGCACUACCUACUGUUAUAUAACUACAGUUUCAAGAGGUUAUUCUAUAAAUCAAUCCCUAUAUCUACCCGUUUGAAAAUCUUGUUGACUUACCAUAUUAUUUUAGAACAAUAUAAUUUACAUUAUUCAACCUACUGUUACUAAUACUUAUAAUAACAAUAAAUAUCAUACUAAAACGGUUUAAAAAACGUAACUUCUUUAUUCAAAACUUUUCCAGCUUCAAUCCAAAUGAGGUCUUUUUUCACUGUGUUCUUGAAGUCCGGGUCUUUCAUGUCAUACAAUAUUGUAUGGUUCUGUACAAAUUCAAUGAGUACUUCGUCAUCAUCGGCAGAAAAUUUCACCGUUGGUAGUUUCACAGAACUUUGUGACAUUUUUUACAGCAGUAUACACAAGAUAACACGCUUCCUAACCUCAAUGUAGCACGUGCGCUCAAAGCAAAUCACGCAGCGUACAACGGAAUAGACUUCUCCGAAAGCAGUCGGAUCUAUUCCGUCGACGUUUUACGUUCCACGCUGA
Messenger RNA from Acanthoscelides obtectus, 900 nucleotides. The record is from the annotation of a GenBank genome assembly. Lineage: Eukaryota; Metazoa; Arthropoda; Insecta; Coleoptera; Chrysomelidae.